Rotaria sordida is the source of this 324-nucleotide messenger RNA. Lineage: Eukaryota; Metazoa; Rotifera; Eurotatoria; Philodinida; Philodinidae. The record is from the annotation of a GenBank genome assembly.
AUGGCUGCUAAAUACGACGUAACAACACUCGAUCGUUAUUUGGACGAAGAUUUAACGUUAAUAAACAAUAAGAAUGUGUGGAAAGACUAUAAACGUGGCGCACAAUAUAAAGACGAUAUAUGCUAUAUUUAUAAACCACCGGGUGAUUCUAUUUGGUGGAUUAAAUUAGUCGCACAUGUCGAAAAUGGUUCAAUGGCAAAUAUCGAUGAUCUACUUGAUGGCAGCCUCAAAGAACGUCAUCCAGAAUGGCAUGAACUUUUUAUCGAUGGUCGAAUAGUACACAAGAACGAGGAUGGUCGAAGUGAAAUUUGUUAUUUUCAGUAA